This is a messenger RNA of Apiotrichum porosum, 2559 nucleotides long. It is a transcript of the gene MPS1, whose product is annotated as Protein kinase. Gene Ontology annotation, cellular component: kinetochore; spindle; nucleus. Lineage: Eukaryota; Fungi; Basidiomycota; Tremellomycetes; Trichosporonales; Trichosporonaceae. The transcript is spliced from 7 exons. Gene Ontology annotation, molecular function: protein serine/threonine/tyrosine kinase activity; protein serine/threonine kinase activity; ATP binding. Bases 1 to 2559 code for a protein of 852 amino acids. Gene Ontology annotation, biological process: meiotic spindle assembly checkpoint signaling; peptidyl-serine phosphorylation; chromosome segregation. The record is from RefSeq and is a predicted model, not a curated record.
AUGUCCAAAUCGCCCUCCACUCCAGUCCGAUACGAUGGAGCCCGGUCUUCACGUCAACCUGCGUGGGAUAAUGUUGACCAGGACGACUCUGUCGAGCUCACACUGCCCGAGUUUCACUUCCCUUGGCUUGGAGACAACACCACAACAGCGGGUGCUGCUGCAGCAGCGACGCCGUUGAGCACAACUGCUGUUGCCCUUGUCUCCCGGGAAGGCCGUGAAAAUAGGGCGAAGGCGCACCCAACAGCGGCUCAUCAGCGGUUGGAAUCUUCGUCUGUGAACUCGUCGGCCUCUUCUAGUCACAGACUCCCGCUGUCCGACAACUCGAUGGCGUCCGGAUCCUCCUUUACAAGUCCUCCCAGCGCUGCCCCAACACCACCCAGCGACUAUCACAGCGACUAUCGGAAGACAGCCAGUCGCAAGUCUCCCCCCGCUCCCAGAUACUCGGACGAAGCGGAGCCCGGCCGACCCAUGAGGCCAUCAGCUUCACGCUCGUUCCAGCGAGUUGUUUCUGCCCCUGUCUCGGGUUCGGCAUUCUUCGACCACGCCGAUGACGACGACGACCACGACCAGUAUAACGAUCCGGCGCAUCAACUUAAGAAGAGCGAGGAUCAGCGGUCUGGACCAGCCGAUCACGUUCGUGUCUCCGCCCCUCGCUCUGCGAACAUGGUCACCCCUGGUAUUGCCCAGAGAACAUUAGGAUCAUCGACCGCGUCUAGCCGUCGACUUGCUGGCCUUUCGCGCUUUGGAGGACCAGCCCGUCGAGUCGUUGCCCCACUUGAUCCGGAUGAGCUGGAGGAGGACGGUGUGUCUUCCGCGACCGAAUCUCCUCAUAACGCUUCAGACCUGCAUCAGCCCGAUACAUCGUCCCACCAACCCACAGGAUCAUCGUCAUCCACGGCUCGGCCAUUUGAACAUGUACCCUCGACCUAUGCAAUUCCUGAAAGCCACCCGUCUUUGUACGAAAUGCCACGACCUCUCGACACCAAGGAUCUCUGGCAAGAGCCACCACUGGGCCUGGAUGAACUCCGCCGACCAAAAUCACCACCACUGUCCACCUCAGACAGGGGCAACCGACCACUCCCACCUCCUCAGCAUGACGUUGGGGGAAAGCGCAAGGGUGACCUCGCCCUCGGUCAUGACGAGCGACAAGUUGGGAAUGGCCUACAGGAUGCCGUGUCCGUUCGAGUCGCAAGUGUGUCUCGCCCACCAGCCCAGGGUCAACUCCGAGCUUCGCGUCCAGCGCCAUCGAUACAGCCCAGCGUAGACAGGCCAUCUGCAUCUUCACCGGCCCCCCGUCCCGGCGAACAGUUGGCCACCUUCACCGCACAGCUCCCGCCAUCAGGCCAUGGAGUGCCCCCAUCGUUACCUCACGUUGCGACCGCCCCAGCACCUGCCAUGCCCGUUGCCCAACCUCUUCCUGCUGCUCCUCUGUCAAAGAGGUCAUUCUUGGUCAACGGCGUUCCCUACGAGCGUCUCGGCAUUCUUGGCAAGGGUGGCACAUCGAAAGUGUAUUCCGUUCUCUGCCCAACCAAGCGAGUCGUAUACGCUCUCAAGAGAGUUGCUCUGGAUCGAGCGGAUUCGGAAACAUAUCAGAGCUAUACCAACGAGAUUGAACUUUUGCGGCGCCUUCGAGGCCACGACCGCAUCAUUCAGCUCAUAGACCACCAGAUCACCUUCAACCAGUCCAACCGCCCAAAGAUGUUGAUGAUGGUUAUGGAGUGCGGCGAGAUCGACUUUGCAGGGCUACUGGACGAACAGCGAGGGCGACCACUGAACAUGAACUUUGUGGGAUUGUACUGGCAACAGAUGCUGGAGGCGGUUCAAGCAGUUCAUGCCGAAAAUGUGGUGCACACCGACUUGAAGCCUGCCAACUUUGUGCUCGUCAAGGGUCGAUUGAAGAUCAUCGACUUUGGUAUCGCUAAGGCUGUUGCCAACGAUACUGUCAACAUUCAACGUGAUCAGCAGAUUGGCACAGUCAACUACAUGUCACCGGAAGCGAUCCAGAGAAUGAAUAACCAAAAGGUGUUGAAGGUGCGUAGAUUCAUGCCUCGGCGGUGUACUGACAGCAACCAGCUCUCGUACCCAAGUGACGUCUGGUCUCUUGGUUGCAUUCUCUACCAGAUGAUAUAUGGCAGUCUACCAUUUCAACACGUUCAAGGCGGCCCGCUUUCAAGGAUGAACGCAAUUGCAGACCCAACUUAUCGGAUCGACUACCCUUCCGCAGCAGUCUCCAAGCCAUCGACCGCCAAUGGGCAGGCAUAUACCGUGACGGUUCCUCCAUUGGCGAUAUCUGCCAUGCGUAGCUGCCUAGAGUACGACAAGGAGCGCCGACUUACCAUACCGCAACAGUUGAGGCAUCCCUUCCUGUCUUCCAGCCAAGACGCCGCAGCAGCACCAGCUCUCCCGCCUGGUGCGACGUCAAUCACGAGGGACCAGAUGGCAAUGUUGGUCAACUUCGUCCUCCGCGAGAACAGGCUGCCAUCGUUAGGCCCACACGACUCGACCGCCGAGGACCUGUUCGCUCAACUUCAGGCUCAGAACUCUAUUUCUCAGACCUAG